AAAAAUCUUAUAUACUUUAAACAUAUAUAAACACAUGACUUGAAGAUCUUUCUACGAAUAUCAUUCAUUCUAGUUUUUGUGCAUACAAUGACGACACUUUUCAUGCUUAAACCAAUCAUAGUGAGUCUGAUUACGGAUAUUUCCAAUACGACAAAAUCUUCUAUACCAAUUGCAUCGAGAUUACCUUUUAAUGUUGAAUACGGCGAAAAAUUCAAUCAAUAUAUAUAUCUGAUAGCAAUGCAUAAUUAUGUGGCCGUGUUUACUCGCUCGUUCGCCACAAUAGCGGUUGACAACUUGUACUAUGUUUUAAUUCAACAUGCUUGUGGAAUGUUCUCGAUUAUUGGAAAUGUACUGGAGAACAUUGGAAAAAAUAAUGCGAACGAUUUCAAUGCGAAAUCAGAUAAGAUUAAAGACAACAAUUAUAACAAAACUUUACACUGUUUGCGUAGACAUCUCGAUGUGAUAGAAUUUGCGGAAAAUAUCGAAGCAUUAUUUAUGAAGAUAUUUCUGAUAAAUCUUAACUUAAAUAUGAUCUGUGGCAGUUUAGCUGGUGUACAAUGUCCAUCUUCAUAA
This is a messenger RNA of Acromyrmex echinatior (Panamanian leafcutter ant), 573 nucleotides long. RefSeq names its product odorant receptor 13a-like. Gene Ontology annotation, cellular component: plasma membrane. Lineage: Eukaryota; Metazoa; Arthropoda; Insecta; Hymenoptera; Formicidae. Gene Ontology annotation, molecular function: olfactory receptor activity; odorant binding. Gene Ontology annotation, biological process: detection of chemical stimulus involved in sensory perception of smell; sensory perception of smell. The record is from RefSeq and is a predicted model, not a curated record.